GAGAGGGAGAAAGAGAAGGAAACAGCGCUUUAGUCUCAUACGGCAUCAGUUAUGGAAGGUGAUCAUCCCGGGGUGUAUGCAUUUACCUUUGUUUCUUUUUCCGUUCCGAGUGUUUUUCUGCACUAUGUUUACAUUUCACGCCACGUUCUCUACAGUUGAAGUUCAGCCAAUUUGUGUGCUUUGAAGCUGUGAAGGCUGUGAAUGCUGGACAUACUCUAAACGAUUAUGAAGAGACCUGUGAAAGCGUGGAAAUAGUAUCAUGGACUUCUGAGAUAGCUUAAUGUGAACAUUUAACAUUUUUUUUUCCAUAAUUGAGUGCAACUGCAUGACUAAAGGACGGAGGACAAGAAGGAUUUUUUUCCAAAUCAGAUUUCUGUUUUUAGCUCUUCUCUAAAAAGGACUAUUGAACUUAAAUACUGUGCAUCUGCUUUUGUGAAGAGGGUCAUUGUGCAUUUUGUGUCCAGUCUUAAUUUUAUUCUUGUGAUGUGAUCCUGUACGUUAGAACGAGAACUCAUCUAAAUUUUAAUAAUUGGCUCAGUGUGAAAUUCAGCACCACUUUAUCAUUAGAGUGGUAGAAAGAGGCUUGGGGUUUCAUCCUCCGCUGCAAAGUUUUUCCUUCUGAAGCCUUUACAAGCUAAUAAUUUCAACAGCAUGGCUUUGCCUGAUAAUUCCAGUGGCAUUUCAGAGGAACUGGCUUUUCCGGAAAUUAUUGAACUGAAUGUGGGAGGCCAGGUAUACAUAACGCGGUACUCGACUCUCACCAGCGUUCCUGAAUCCCUCUUAUGGGAGAUGUUUAGCAAGAAAUCUGCCAAGAGCCUGGCACGUGACACCAAGGGACGCUUUUUUGUUGACCGUGAUGGCUUCCUAUUUCGCUACAUCCUGGACUAUAUGCGUGACCAGCAACUUGUGCUGCCUGACCAUUUCCCAGAGCGAGGAAGACUAAAACGAGAGGCUGAGUACUUCAAACUUCCUGAGCUAGUCAAGCUUCUGGCUCCAAAAAUCAGCAAGCAGAACUCUUUGGUUGAUGAUGGAUGCCAGAGUGACCCAGAGGAGUCAUCACCAAGUGCUGAUGCUAGCCGCAAUUUGGCGUCUUUAGGAGCAGCAACCUGCAGUAACCUAGCAGCCAGCGAUUCCAAGCGCACUGGGUUCAUCACCAUUGGCUACCGAGGUUCCUACACACUGGGCCGUGAUAGCCAAACCGAUGCUAAAUUCCGGCGUGUGGCCCGGAUCAUGGUAUGCGGAAAGACGUCAUUGGCCAAAGAGGUUUUUGGAGAAACCCUUAAUGAAAGCCGUGACCCUGACCGGCCCCCGGAGCGAUACACCUGUCGCUACUAUCUGAAGUUCACUUUCCUCGAACAAGCUUUUGACAAGUUGGCUGAUGCUGGUUUCCACAUGGUGGCAUGCAACUCGACAGGCACAUGCGCUUUCACACAUGACCAAACGGAUGACAAGAUAUGGACAAGCUACACGGAAUACGUUUUCUACCGUGGCAAAUCUUCAUCCCCAGCACUUACCUCUGACCCAGGUUUUGUCCAGGCAAAGGAAGAUACAUUUCAUGACAUAUUUAAGGACAUGAUCAGUGCAGACCUGGACUUGCAAGAUGUUCCUCCUCCAGACCCUGUUCCCCUUUUAGAACCCCAGGACAUCCUUGACCUUCCACUUCCUUCACCUCCAACUCCAGUCUUGGAACGAGCCACACAUACAUCUGACAUUUCUGUCAGCCCUCCUCCAUUUUCAGCCAUAAGCCCAGUAAAGUCCACCACUCUGGCUCUUAAGACAAUGCCCCGUACCACUGGCAACAAAGAAAAUGGAGGAUCAACAUCCCAAGAACCAGCAGAUAAGGAGAAAAAGAUCAUGGAGGACGAACUUAAGAAGUGCAUUGAUGAUUUCCACAGGAUUAGAAUUCCUAAACUCUUUCCAGAUCGCAAAAGGAACUGGCAGAAUGACCUCCUGAAAAAAUACAAUGCAUAAAUCAUGUCACCUCAGAUCAAAGCAAAUGCAGUAGAGACUUCAUGAAGUAAAAAAGUUCACUCUUUCUGCAAUGCGUUAGUCUACAUAAGACAGAAUGUAGUAUGCACUCUAGUAGCAGGCUACUGACAGGAAGUCUGCAUAUGCAAUCAUGAUGGAUUUUACAAAAAAUUAUGGAUUAUGUAUAAAAAAUACAUAAUAUGCAUAAAAUAUUUAAUGAUAUUAUUAUUAUUAUUAUUAUUAUUAUUAUUAUUAUUAUUAUUUCUCAAAAUCUAAUAGUGGGUCUAAUAAAUAACCUUUUUGUGUUUUGAAAGAAAGUACUCAAAGGAAGGGGAAAAGGAAAGUAGUAGGACUGGGGUUCGGAGAAUGACUAACUUUGUGCUGAUUGCUGAUUGUGCCACAUUCCGUCUAGCGUUUGCUGAUUGCAAAUCAUAGCUGGCAGCUGAGUAGCUGAUCGUAUCAUUACACAGAAGCUAAAUAAAGCUCAUGUGUUUAAAGAGCUAUUCAACGUCUGCAAGUACUUUGGACUAAAUAAAUGCAUCACAUGAGCAUUGUACACCCUGAUUGGCAUCAUGCACAAUUGUUUAUUGCGUACAACUUCUUCUUCUUCUUUCUGUUUAUUGCUUACAUAAAUGUCUUAAUUAUAAAAAAAAAAAAAAUACUUGAGAUGUAUAUUUACAGAAAUACCUCUGAAAACCACAAAUGUUUAUGCAAAGUUACAAUGAAAAUAUUCAAAUGGGCUAGGAUAAAUACAAAUUCAGUUUAGUUAUAUUGUUUUAAGCAUCAUUUGAUCAUUUUCUAAAAACUUAGAAGAAUUUCAUUUUGAUUAUAUAUGAUGCUGCCAGUAAUUCUUUCAACUGGCAAGAACUUCUGCCCUGUAGCCUUCUUCUCUUUUAAUUAUGAAGCGCCAUAUGAUAUUCAAUUAAAAAACAAAAACAAAAAAAAAACAGACAGCUUUUCCUGCACAAAUCUGUAGUUGUGGUUGUGAGCAAUUUAUACAUUUUUAUAAAAUCUAUAUUUUAUAUGCCCAAAAGAAACUCAUCAAUCUAAAAUAAUAUUCCUUUAGAAGUAGUGAACACAAGGUUAUGAGCCAUAGGCAGACUUACAGGCCUGUUCUGUCCAGCCUCUUGCUAAAGCUCCCACAGAGGCUUUAUUUUAUUCACUUCCAAGCUCCUCGGAGCAUUUUCGAUCUUCAACUGUCAAUUCGUUCAGUACUGCAGCUCAUCAGAACGUAUUGCCUUAUCAGCUAAUUCUCUCUAGUUUGUAUUGUAUGCUGCCUGAUGUCCUGGAGCAAAAGGCCAAAGCCAAGUCAUUAGAAGGGUUUAAACUAUCAAUCAAGAACCUGCUGCAGAAAGUAACAAUAGCAUUGAGUGAUUUAUACACACACAUGCAAAUCAAUAAUGCAGAGUUAAGUGUGUGUAGCGGGGAUUUAAUAUGAAAAUUGCACACAUCGGUAAUCAGUCCUCAUAUUUUAAUACAAACUUAAGCUUUCCAGACAGUUGCACAAGCUUGGAAUGUGUAGGGUUUGUGGGAAACAGAAGUAUGUUUUUUAAUUAAAUGUCAUUCUGUCCGUGGAAUUAUAUUUUAUUGUGAUUUAUUUCACUAUGCAUUGUAUUUUUUAAAUAUUUUGAGCUGUCUGAAAACAUUUGAGGCCACAUUAGUAUGUCCUCAUUUAUUAAAUCACAAUUAAGUUUUAAUACAAAAAGAACUUUUUACGCAGAUACAUGCAGUACAUUUCUCACAGACAUUUUCUUUAAUAAAUAAAAUUAUAAAAUAUGGUUAAUCUUUCAUACCGUGCCAGAAUUGUUUUUACAGCAGAAUUCACUGAAUCAACCAAAACAUGCUAUUAUUAUUCAAAUUUGAUAAAACACAAUGGCAAAUACAUUUAUAACAAUUAACAAACAAUAACAACAAUAAUAAUUAUUAUUAAUAUAUCAGUCAUCAGUGAUAACUGAAUAAAUCACAAAUCUUAAUACUACAUUAUCCCUGUAUAAUUUUUAACUGGAAAUAACCCAUUGUAGCAAGCAGCAUAUUUAACAUGUUGCAUGACAUUUAUUAACUGUUCAUACCAUUCUUGACAUGCAGUAAAUACAUUUUUUGCUAAUAAAUGUUUUUUCUGACAUACUUUGUUUUAUUGUGCCAAUCCUCGGAUAAAUACUGAAUGUAAACAUGUAGUUUAGAUGUUACAGUGAAAGAUCUUAAGCAUUUAUAUUCUUCGUUGAAGUAGCUCACUUUGGAAAAAGUUUCUGAACUUCAAAACUCUGUUUUAGCAUAUUCUUUUCAUAAGGUACUGUAUCUAACAAGACCUCUUGAGGUCCAGCCUUGCAAUCUGAGACCACAUGUAGAGAUACAUUAAAGCAGAGCUGUUGAGAAUUAUACAUUAAAAGAGGUAUCUCUCAGUCAGGCAACAAUAUGGCUCUUUGCAGUAUUACCAGUUCCAUUUGCAUGGUUAAAACCUGCACACUAAUUUCAAGCUCUUGAUAUAAUAUUGUAAUUCCCACUCCCAUAAAAUAAACAUGAUCUCAGUUUUAUAUCCAGUAAAGAAGUUGAACUUGAAUUUUGCAGCAGAUUGGAAGAUCUUUUUUUAAGGCAGUGAGUCAAGAAAAAUAUUCAGUUUAAAUUUUAACACUAUAAAAUGUAUUUGUAAUUCUUUUCUGCCCUAUUGUCUUCUGUGUUCUCAGAGAAUAA
Silurus meridionalis is the source of this 4656-nucleotide messenger RNA. It is a transcript of the gene kctd12b, whose product is annotated as potassium channel tetramerisation domain containing 12b. The record is from RefSeq and is a predicted model, not a curated record. NCBI's taxonomy places the organism in Eukaryota, Metazoa, Chordata, Actinopteri, Siluriformes, Siluridae. The transcript has 2 exons. Gene Ontology annotation, biological process: protein homooligomerization; regulation of G protein-coupled receptor signaling pathway. Gene Ontology annotation, molecular function: protein binding. Bases 652 to 1971 code for a protein of 439 amino acids.